Messenger RNA from Candidula unifasciata, 931 nucleotides. The record is from the annotation of a GenBank genome assembly. Lineage: Eukaryota; Metazoa; Mollusca; Gastropoda; Stylommatophora; Geomitridae.
AUGAACCUCCUGUUGGUAUUGUUCUGUCUCACUCUAGUAUUUGUAGACAUCAUCAGCGGCAAGAGGGACGAUAUAAAAUUAUCUGAUGAGGACAGGUUAAUCAAGAGACUCCUGGCCAGGUACAGCCGACGAGGAACCUACAGCCGUCCCUUGAAAAACUUCAAGGACAAAAUCACCAUCAACUACAAUAUGCAGCUGAUUCAGAUCAUGGGCCUGGAUGAGAAGUCGCAGGUGCUCACGCUCAAUGUGUGGGACAGAUAUAGGUGGACGGACAUGUAUAUGACCUGGGACCCAGACAUGUAUGGUGGAGUGGAGACCAUUCGCAUUCCCUCAAGCAAGAUCUGGAUUCCUGAUUUCAAACUGUACAACUAUGCUGAUUUUAGACUUGCUGAAAGGAGAGAUGCUUUGUGUGUGAUCGACCGUAAUGGCUCAGUGUUAUGGAUGCCACAAGCAAUUUACAAAAGUUCCUGUGAAAUUAACGUCAGAACAUUCCCAUUUGACAUACAAACAUGUAAACUAAAGUUUGGCACAUGGACGCAUGCAGGUGACCUGGUCAACCUCAUGAUUCUCAUCAACGAAACAGGCUUUGAAAACGGUUCCAUUGAUAUGGCUGAAUACGUCAACAGCAACUCAUGGGAAAUUCUUUGGACUCCAGCAGUCAGAAAUGAGGUCAACUAUACUUGCUGUCCUGGAGUUCCGUACAUCGACCUCUCCUUCACCAUCAUGAUCCAGAGGAGGUCUGCCUUCUACAGCUAUAUUCUGGUCCUGCCUUGUAUCUUACUCACUUCACUCACGCUGGUCUUGUUUUGGAUACCCCCGGAAUCCCCAGCAAAACUCAUGUUAGGUAUCAAUAUUUUUGUGGCAUUUUUCCUGUUAUUAUUAUUGAUGGAAGGUAACCUCCCGCCAUCAGCUGCCGAAGUGCCUCUCUUAG